Pseudocercospora fijiensis CIRAD86 is the source of this 765-nucleotide messenger RNA. RefSeq lists its product as uncharacterized. NCBI's taxonomy places the organism in Eukaryota, Fungi, Ascomycota, Dothideomycetes, Mycosphaerellales, Mycosphaerellaceae. Bases 1 to 765 code for a protein of 254 amino acids. The record is from RefSeq and is a predicted model, not a curated record. The transcript is spliced from 4 exons.
AUGAGCGCGGCACAGGUGUGCUGCCAUCUCUACAUACUUCGAGUGCUCGUGCCGCUGUGGAGCUUGGUGGAACAGAAGCGAUCGGGACAUCUACAACAGUCACACGAAGGCUUCGAGCCACACGGGCAAGUCCGGCAGAAGAAUAAUAAUGUGGGGAUUGUGCUACGGAGGCGCUCGCCUCUUCUGAAAAUCCUUCUGGCCAAGACUCUCUGUCCGAACACUCAGUACAACCAAGCCGUGUCCGCAGACGAGGGUGAUUUUGUGGAACGGAGAAGAAUUUCCGUGCAAUUGAAUAUGGGUCCUAUGGGGCUCAAAUGGCAAGAGAAGGUGUCGUCUCAACAUGUGAUGGACUUUGAUUGCACACGAACGACCCCGGACCAGGUCGGUGGGAGUCGUGAGAUCGAAUUCACAUCUCCCUCGAUAGCUGCAGACGCUGAAAAGUGGGUCCCAAUACCCAUGCCGCAUGUGAUUGUGUCGCUUGAUAUCACCUUUAGCGCUCUAUACACGACACCCUCAGACUUGUCUAACUCGGCGCCGCCGCGUGUAUCUGCCAAGUGUAGAGCGCAAGCAACAGACUUUGUACACGAGCACAUCUUAAUUUAUGGAUGGCCCGAGACAUGUUCUUGGGAAAAUAUGCAGCCAUCUCGUAUCGGGAGACAGUCCGUUGGGGUUGGUCAGCUUGGCAUUGCUUGUUCUUACCUCAUCAUUUACGCUGGCACAUGCAUGAGAUUCAUGUCUGGUGGCACAGUCCGGCCGCCACCAUAA